ACAACAGUAGAGCCGAAACACAACCAAGACAAAGCAGUUUGAGCAAGGCACACACACCGGGAACCGAGCCAGGAGCACUCCUGCACUUUGAUCAGGCCACCGACAGCUUGCACUCACUCCUGAUUACUUUUUUUUGGUCCUUGUUUGAGUAGCAGCAUCAAGUGAAGAUGCCUUUUCUGGGACAGGAUUGGAGGUCCCCUGGCCAGAGUUGGGUUAAAACCGAGGAGGGAUGGAAAAAGACCACAGCAGACGACAAAAACAACAACGUGUCCGUGGAGAGAUACUGCAAAGCCGAGGAGGAGGAGGAGUGUUUCAACAAGGAGAACCUGCUGCUCUCUCUCAACUACGACAUGGCUGCCAAGAAGAGGAAAAAGGACCUCAUGAACAACAACACCAAGGUCCCCUAUUUCCACAGGGAGAAGUGGAUUUACGUUCAUAAAGGGAGCACCAAGGAGCGCCACGGAUAUUGUACGCUGGGAGAGGCCUUCAACCGCUUAGAUUUCUGCAGCGCCAUCAAGGACACAAGAAGAUUUAAUUACGUCGUCAGACUGCUGGAGCUUAUCGCCAAGUCCCAGCUCCCCUCGCUCAGCGGAGUGGCGCAGAAAAACUACAUGAAUAUCCUGGAGAGAGUGGUACAGAAAGUCCUGGACGACCAGCAGAACGUUCGUCCCAUCAAGGAGCUGCUGCAGACGCUCUACGUGUCCCUGUGCACCCUCGUCCAGGACAUGGGCAAGUCCGUCCUGGUGGGGAACAUCAACAUGUGGGUUCACCGCAUGGAGAACAUCCUGCAGUGGCAGCAGCAGCUGGACAGCAUCCAGAUCAACAGGCCCACCUCUAAAGGCAUGACGCUGACCGAGCUGCCUGCCAGCCUGCAGCUGAACAUCAUGCAGCGUCUGUCGGACGGCAGGGACCUGGUCAGCCUGGGCCAGGUGUGUCCCACCCUGGGCGCCCUCACUGAGGACCGUCUGCUCUGGAAGAGACUCUGCCAGUACCACUUCACCGACAGACAGAUCCGAAAGCGCCUGAUGGUGUCAGAUAAGGGCCACCUGGAGUGGAAGAAGAUGUACUUCAAGCUGAGCCGCUGCUACCCUCACAGAGAGCAGUACAGCGACACCCUGCACUUCUGCACACACUGCCACAUCCUCUUCUGGAAGGACACAAACCAUCCCUGCACCGCCAACAACCCCGAGAGCUGCACGAUGUCCCUCUCUCCUCAAGACUUUAUCAACCUGUUCAACUUCUAAGCAAACGCACACACACACACACACACACAGAUACACACACACACACACACACACACACACACACACAUAUGGACACAUAUAUAUAUGUAUAAACACUCCCUACCCCAAACCCUGCCAGACAAACUGAUUGUACAUAUUGUACAUAGACAUGUACUAUGUUUUUGUUAAUAGCACAAUCAAUUCUUGGAUGUAUAUUUAGGCACGGUGUGAGUGUGGGUGGGGGGAGUCAGGCAGCGGGACAACUAAAGCAAUAGAGUUUCUUUUCAAAAAAGCCCAGAGGCACUCUGGGAAAUUUGCCGUUGAGAGCCAGUGAAUGUGACGGAGGAAGAGGAGGACAUGUAGCAGUAGGUGUGUGGACGGGAGGAGGAGGGACGUGGAGCGGGACAAAGGGAACAUUCUCAGCUGUUGGAGAGGGUUUGGUCCUGGUUUAGCGUGAAUUUGAAAACACACCGCUGGCCUUCACUGAGGGCAGCUGUAAAAGGCUUGAGUUGUUUUUUUUUUUGUUUUUUUUUUAAAUCGCAGAAUUUGAUUUGAUUUUUGGCUUUAAAUCUUUUUUUAGUCUUUUCGACACGGGAAGUAGGAAAACCUUUCAAACUCUUGAGUUGUUUAACGUUUGAAAUUGUGAUUCAUUUAAUAUCAAGGCGAUUCUAGGCCUGUGCACAUGCAGUGUGUUUGGGAUCUGGAGAAAGUUUGCGAUCUUGUUGUGUUUGUUUUGCCACUGGGACGGGGUGAGGGGAAACUGAGUUGCUCCGGCACAGUAAAAAUGAUGAACAUGAGAAAUGGAGUGGGUAAAUUGAUCACCAGAAUUGUAAUGUGAUUCUCUGAUAUGUUAACAUACCUGUCUUUUCUAUUUUGCUUUGUUCUUUUACACUUUUAUAAAACUUUGAUAUUACUGAAAAGUUUUUUUUUAUUGAUUGUGUGUGCUUAUGUUUUUUUGUUGCGGCUGCUGAAGCUCCAACAGCAUCUGAGUGCAGUAUUACCAAAGAUUGUAAUCGAAAUAUGGCAAUAUAACAAUAGUGUGCCUUAUCAUGAAACUUGAAAACGGUACAGCUUAAUACUUGUUUGCGAUUUCUUUCACAAUCUGAUGCUGUUUUAUCCUAAACAAAUGGCUCCUCCACAAGACAAGGUAUUCAACAGCUAGGGCUUUCAAACCAAAGAGAUACUGCUCAGCUGAAACUUUUUAUUUCCUAUGGCCGCCUGCAUGAUGCUUUUUUUUUUUUUUUUUUUUUUUUUUUUUUUUUUUAUACCCAGACCAUGUGUUUACUUAUUUAUUAGGUUUCUGGCAAGUGGCACACUUGCACUGUUGGGUAUCAAAGGCAUGGAAGUAUUUGUAGAAUGGUGCAAUUUUCACGUAGACGUUCAUUUGUUACUGCUUAGACGGUGACGAGGUGAUGUACAUGCUGUGCAAUGCAUUUUGUUCUAUGUUCUGUUGAAUAAAUAAAUAACUAGAAAGAAAACAA
Myripristis murdjan (pinecone soldierfish) is the source of this 2704-nucleotide messenger RNA. RefSeq names its product F-box protein 32 (gene fbxo32). The transcript has 9 exons. Lineage: Eukaryota; Metazoa; Chordata; Actinopteri; Holocentriformes; Holocentridae. Gene Ontology annotation, cellular component: SCF ubiquitin ligase complex; cytoplasm; nucleus. Bases 168 to 1244 code for a protein of 358 amino acids. The record is from RefSeq and is a predicted model, not a curated record. Gene Ontology annotation, biological process: protein ubiquitination. Gene Ontology annotation, molecular function: protein binding.